Molecule: messenger RNA, 335 nt
Organism: Paramuricea clavata
Lineage: Eukaryota; Metazoa; Cnidaria; Anthozoa; Malacalcyonacea; Plexauridae
Source: the annotation of a GenBank genome assembly
AUGAUACAAAGGUUUAUAGAACAAUAACAUCGGUUAGUGAUUGUGAUCAGCUACAGCAAGCUUUAACCAACCUAGAUGUUUGGAGUAGUGACAACAACAUCACAUUCAACGCAUUAAAAUGGAAAGUUUUAUCCGUCACGCGCAAAAAAACCCCAAUUUCCUAUGUUUACUGCCUAGGUUCGGCACAGUUGCCGAAAGUUGAGGAGGAGAAAGAUCUCGGAGUCACUCUAUCCAGUAAACUAUUGUGGGACUCGCAUAUGAAUGAAUUAACAUCGAAAGCCAACAAGCUACUUGGUUUGCUCAAACGAACUUGUCCAUCUUUAACGGAUACCAAA